Messenger RNA from Cylas formicarius (sweet potato weevil), 1445 nucleotides. RefSeq names its product zinc finger protein 501-like. Gene Ontology annotation, cellular component: nucleus. Bases 62 to 1396 code for a protein of 444 amino acids. The record is from RefSeq and is a predicted model, not a curated record. NCBI's taxonomy places the organism in Eukaryota, Metazoa, Arthropoda, Insecta, Coleoptera, Brentidae. The transcript has 8 exons. Gene Ontology annotation, molecular function: zinc ion binding.
UUCUCUUCUUUUUACUGUAUUCUUUCCCAAACAAAAAUAAUGUUCUAAUUAAGCAAACAAAAUGAAGACAUUCGAAGAUUCCACCAAAGUGUGCCGAAUCUGUAUACAGGAGAAACCGGUCAAAAGGUUGCGCUCCAUAUAUGAAAAUUGCUUGGAUCAGCAACUUUCGGAUAUUGCCAAUAUACAGCUUAACAAGAGUCCCAACUUACCCACAAACGUCUGCAGCACUUGUUUAUCUCAUCUGAAAGCCGCCAUAAGGUUUAAACAUAAAAUUGUGAAUGCGGAAAUUCAGUUGAAAACAAUUUUCCAUGUAUCGCAAGCAGGGAAUGAAGGACCAUUGAAAUUUGAUAAAGACGUUUCUGAUACCGAAUCAGAGAAUCCCCAAAACACGAAUGAAUAUGAAUCAAUUGAUUCUGAUGAAAUGCAGUGGAAAUCUAAGGAGACUCAAGAGAGUGCUUUUGAUGAAACGGCAGAGCAAGUUGAAGAAUUCAAUUUUAAAAAAGAAACAGGUGAUGAAACAAAGGAACUAAAACUCCAUAAAUGUACAGAAUGUCCUAAAACAUUUAAAUAUGAUUGUGGUCUAAAAGCGCACAAUGUUAAACAUGGAAAAUUGAUGGAGUGUGAACCAUGUAAAGCCUCAUUUCGCUCUCUGAAAGUUUAUGAGAAACAUUUGAAACAACAUCCUGGAUACAAGCCAUUUUCAUGUGCAUUCUGUGACAAAAAGUUCUCCGUAAUAUCCACACUGAAAAAGCACCAUGUCCUUCACGAUACCAAAAAUAAACACUUGUGCAAAACAUGUGGGAAGAGUUUUGUGCAUGGGUUUGUCCUUAAGGGACAUUUGAGGACACACACAGGAGAGAAGCCCUAUAAAUGUGAUAUAUGUGAUGCCACAUAUAGCACCUCAUCCUUUCUUAUCAUCCACAAAAGGACUCACACUAUGGAAAGGCCUUACAAGUGUGAAGUCUGUUCAAAGAAUUUUAUUAGCAAAUGUGCUCUUAAAGCUCACAGCAGCACCCAUUCUGAUGAGAAAAAAUAUAUAUGCAAUUUGUGUGGCAAAGGGGCUGCAAGAUUGCCAGAUUUAAUCAUUCAUAUGAGAUUUCACACAGGUGAAAAACCAUAUGCUUGUGAUCAGUGUCCUAAAAGAUUUCCGACAUCCAGCAACUUGGCAGCACAUCGUCGGACCCAUCUGGGUGUGAAGGAACACAUUUGCGAAGUGUGCAGCAAGGCUUUUACAGAGUCUCAAACAUUGAAGAGGCACUUUAGGAUUCAUACUGGGGAGAAGCCAUAUGAAUGUACCAUAUGUGGCAAAAGGUAUGCCCAAUCAGGACAGCUAACGGUUCAUAGAAAAACCCACAAGGUUAAAGAGGAUACUCCAGAACUGAAUGAAUAUUUAUAAGAUAAUUUUUAAAUUAUUUGUAUUAUUUGAAUAAAAUAAUUUUGCAAGA